GCAUGCUGGAACGGUGCGUGAAGGAUAAGCGAUAUGUCGCUGAGCAGUUUCAGUUGGUGGAGAGCAGCAAGGUUGAGACGCAAGAGGCUGGUCGCGAGGGUGAUGAUGACCCCGACGCAGCUGAUGUGUUCGCACCAGUAUCCUGGCUUUGGCACCUUAUCGGUCGUGACUAA
Messenger RNA from Symbiodinium necroappetens, 173 nucleotides. The record is from the annotation of a GenBank genome assembly. Lineage: Eukaryota; Dinophyceae; Suessiales; Symbiodiniaceae.